CGAGCGGCCAGCCGACCAACUACUACUGAAUCACUUCACUCUAUUCGUGGGCACUACAUUUAACAUUCGACCGCGAAAGUGUGCGCUCGCGCCUUGUUUUAACUGCAAUCGCUGCGUUAUCUUUAGUAUUUCUAUAAGAUUGAUAAGAUCAUUACAUCACUGUAUGAUAAUAAUCAAGGACUAAGUUACGGACGAACAGUACACCGUGAGUCGCCACCGCUGUACGAUACAGCGGUAUUUAAAUAAAGUGUGAAACAGUACUAUUUACUGCCGGUUAGUGUGUGAAUAUUGUGUUUGUCAAUUUAUCGGAUGUCGCCGCACUCAACAUGGGUACGACGAAAAGACUGAAGAUUACAGUGGUUGGCGAUGGUAUGGUCGGCAAGACUUGCCUGCUCUACGUAUACACCAAGAACGAAUUCCCAGAAGAAUAUGUACCAACAGUAUUUGACAACUAUGUCGGCCACAUCACUGUGGACGGUGAGGAGGUGGAGAUGGCCCUGUGGGACACGGCCGGCCAAGAGGACUACGAACGGUUAAGACCUUUAUCCUACACUCAUACAAACUGUUUCCUGGUGUGUUAUUCGGUGGGUUCACGUUCGUCAUACGAAAACGUGGUCCACAAAUGGUAUCCAGAGCUCAAACACUUCAAUGAAAAAGUACCCAUUGUAUUAGUCGCGACUAAGACAGAUUUACGUGCCUCUGGCAGCGCAGUCAUUACCACACAGGAAGGAAAAAAGUUAAAAAAGAAAAUAAGAGCGGUGCAGCUGGUGGAGUGCUCGGCGCUACAUCGAGUGAACAUGAACGAGGUGUUCGAGGAGGCGGUGCGCGCCGCGCUGCGCAAGACGCCGGUCCACAAGCGAACCUGUCAAUACCUCUGACCAAUAUGCUUACUCCAUCAUGCUAUCUUCAUACAACGCCAUCUUAAUACCAUUGAAAGGCUUUAUGCUAUAAUGUUCCUUACUUGUAAUUUCCUCAUAACUUUUCAUACGAUAAAAUUUUGACAGUAAUUUAACAAGUUUGGAUCGAUGAGUCGACCAAUUAAACGUUUCAUUAAGAAGACGUCAGUGUUGACGACAUUCUAUGAAAUAUUGAUUUCAAGUCGUGGUAUUGCAUUGUACCUACGGAUUCUUUAAUUUUAAAAGAAUUAUGAGAAAGUAAUUCAUAGACACGUUAUGAGAUUUCAGUUAGUUUAAGAUGAAACAUGCACUAUUUAUGACGCUUUUGUACAAAUAUGUUAAUAUUUUAAACUUUAUUUUGACUUGUAAGAUGAAAACGAAAGAUGUAUAUUUGGUUUAUAAUUGUAAAUAGAAACUUAGAUUAAAACAUUAACUUAAUCUAAAAUCUUACUUUUGCAUUUGUAAGAUUGUUUUCGUAAUUUCGCAAUUUAAAAUAAUCGAGUAUUUAUGCAUUUCAAGUAAUAUGAGGUCGAACAGGCUACCUUAUAUGAGGAACAAGUUUUGAUUUCUCUAGCAUAGCACAUCACACUGCCACAGUAGAUGUAUUUCGCUGUAAUCGUAGUCUGUAUAUCUUUCGGCAGAGCUACGGGCGCAGUAUUCAGUAUCAGUGAUGACGCUGAUAGUAGUCAUCCAGACUUGAGUGUAACCAAAUGUUUGUCAUCGGAAGUCUAGGAUUUCCCGAAGCCGCAAAUAGGUGACGUCAUAAAUACACGUAGCAGUAUAAAAUGUAUUAUAUUUUACGUUAAAUUGACUGAAUCAGUAUUUUUAUACCACAGGAAACUAAUGCAAACAAUUGAUACAUACUAACAUAGUCACAUGUAUUAUAUAGAUCGUAGGGUAUUAUUUUGAACAGGAAAAUUGUAAGGAAACAUGUAUUUACAUUUAAGAAUGUUCAAAUGUGUUUAUCUUAUGUACACAUAUUGCAAUUCUUAUCGUAAUACGCUUACUGGUUUAGUAUUACUUAGAUACUACAAAAGAACGACCAAAACGGACUGACCAAAUUAUAAUAAUUUGCAAAUGUUAAUGUUUACCAAGUCUUGAUGAUAAGUAAAUAUAAUAUAUUAUUAGAAAAUUGUCUUUUA
This is a messenger RNA of Trichoplusia ni (cabbage looper), 2038 nucleotides long. It is a transcript of the gene RhoL, whose product is annotated as ras-like GTP-binding protein RhoL. Gene Ontology annotation, biological process: small GTPase-mediated signal transduction. NCBI's taxonomy places the organism in Eukaryota, Metazoa, Arthropoda, Insecta, Lepidoptera, Noctuidae. The transcript has 5 exons. Gene Ontology annotation, molecular function: GTP binding; GTPase activity. Bases 327 to 878 code for a protein of 183 amino acids. The record is from RefSeq and is a predicted model, not a curated record.